Messenger RNA from Punctularia strigosozonata HHB-11173 SS5, 429 nucleotides. RefSeq lists its product as uncharacterized. NCBI's taxonomy places the organism in Eukaryota, Fungi, Basidiomycota, Agaricomycetes, Corticiales, Punctulariaceae. The record is from RefSeq and is a predicted model, not a curated record. The transcript is spliced from 2 exons. The annotation marks the transcript as partial.
UUCCGGUUUUUCUGUCGUGGCCGCGCGCAGAAGAUCGAGAAGAAGACGAUAUUCUACGCGUGCUUGGCCCGCGUCGUACGCGAGGGCGGGUUCAAGGUCGCGCUCAUCUCGCGGUACAGCGCCAUUCCCGGCCACGUGACGACCGCGCUCUACUCGACCUGCGGCCUCGGCUUUUGGAUCUUCCUCGCCGCCGCCGUGCUCUCGCUCCCGAAGCAGCUCGCGCUGAUCGCGAUCGGCAUGCUCGCCGAGGAGUCGGACAACGCCUCGGGCACGACCCCGAAGCACACCAAGAUCAUCUCCUGGGUCGUCGUCGCCAUCACGGUCGUGAUCACCGUGGUCGCCUACCGCUGGAUCCUGAGGCAGAUGAACGACGUCAAGCCCGUCGUGAUCUACGAGCGGCGCAAGGCGAGGUACGUCUCUUCUUCCUAA